Penicillium cataractarum is the source of this 876-nucleotide messenger RNA. Its product is annotated as alpha/beta fold hydrolase. The transcript has a single exon. NCBI's taxonomy places the organism in Eukaryota, Fungi, Ascomycota, Eurotiomycetes, Eurotiales, Aspergillaceae. The record is from RefSeq and is a predicted model, not a curated record. The coding region runs from base 1 to 876 and encodes 291 amino acids.
AUGGAAUUACCGGCAAAUUCCAUCUCACGCCUCAUCACGCACCCAAAUGGGCAGACAACCCAUGUGCUUGUGGAUGAUUACACCGACCCCUGGGUGACUCCAGAGACAAUCUUGAUACAAGGCGGCUUCGCAAGACAUUCCGGUUUCUGGUAUCACUGGAUUCCAUCCCUUGCUCGCAGUUAUCGCAUAAUUCGCCGUGACACCAGAGGCCAUGGCAGAUCAUCCACGCCAAAACUGAGUGACAACUAUGCAUAUACCCUCGAAACAAUAUUGACCGAGAUCCUCGAUACGCUCGACCAGUUAGGACUUGACAAAGUUCACUUCCUCGGGGAAAGCACCUCCGGUAUGCUGGGGGAAGCAUUCGCAGUGGGAUUUCCGCAUCGAUUACUCAGUUUGACUGUCUGCUCGAGUCCAACAUAUCUUCCGCAAGCAGCCCUUGAUCUCUUCUCCUUCGGCCUCUCCAGCUGGCCGGAGGCUUGUCGCAAGCUCGGCUCCAAAGGUUGGGGUGAGUGUCUUGCCCGUAUCCCCGGCACACUCUCGGCAACAGAUCCCAAGUACGAAGCGUGGUGGAUCUCACAGAUCGGAACGAGUUCCAGCGAGGGACUUGCCGGAUAUGCCGAGUUUCUGUCAUCGUUGGACACGCGGCCUCUUUUACCACAGAUCUCAGUACCGACCUUGAUCCUUGCACCAGCGAAGAGCGCUGCUACUGGGCUGGAGGAGCAGCUCCAGAUUGCGAAACAGUUGAAGGGGUCGAAGCUCGUUGUUAUUCAUGGGGCUGGGCAUGAAAUCUAUGUUGAUAAGGCUGAGCAUUGUUUAAGGGCUUUUACGGAGUUUUUACUGGAACUUGACUCCCAUGUUUCUAUCAAAAAUGCUUAA